GUAGUGUCUUACGAAGGUUAUUAGUGGGUUAUAAUCUCUCCUCAAGUUACAGCAUAUUUGAAAUGGGUUAACAAUUAUCUGUCAUAUACAAUUUACAAUUUAACUUAAAUGAUCACUGAUAACUCCGGAAAAUCACAUGAUGUCCUGCUCUCUAACGAAAAGUUCGAUCCGAUCGAGUUGGAAAAUCGAUAUGUUCAUCAAGUAUAUGAUGUGAUAGCCUCUGAGUUCAGUUCUACUCGACAUUCACCUUGGCCUAGUGUUGUGAAAUUUAUUGAAGCACAAUCACCGGGUAGCCUUGGUGUUGACGUAGGUUGUGGAAAUGGAAAAUAUCUUACUGCAUCGUCAAAAUAUUAUGCUGCUAUGAGAGCUAGCACUUCAUCAACUAGUGUACAGUGCAAAAGUAUAGUUGCCACUUCUAAUUUCAUUCCUAUCGCUGCUAUGGAGAGAAGCCCCAAACUAGCAGAGAUUGUAUAUAACAGAGGCUUCGAUGUAGUCAUAGCUGUUAUUCAUCAUUUAUCCACUAUGGCUAGGCGUAUAGAAGCAGUUAAUGAGUUGGCUCGUAUUCUACGCGUUGGAGGUCGAGGGUUAAUACAAGUUUGGGCUAAAGAACAACAUGGUAUUUCAAAAUCUGAACCGUCAUAUUACGUUAAUCGUAAGACAAAAACUGUUUGUAACGUCAACGAUUCUCCAGAAUCACUCUCGAAAAUCGUUGAAGCUGUCCCUGGUACCUAUUUACCUUUACACGUCAAUGGUACAGAAUUUCAAAAUACAGAUAUGUUAGUUCCUUGGAAGAAAAAAAACUACACGGUGACCGAUCAGUUGAAAGAGUCUAAUCAACCAUUACCCAAUUCAAUGUAUGGUCGUUAUUAUCACUUAUUUGUUAUGGGAGAAUUGGAUGAUCUAAUAUCAAAAGUACCUGCUCUAAAAAUUGACAAAUCUUUCUACGAACAAGGAAAUUGGGUUGUACAUGUAACAAAAGUUGUAUAAAUGUAUUUGGAUUGUUAUGAUAAUCGGAAAUAAUUAAACAAAUUAGUUUGUAUGUGUCUGAACAGAAAUCUGUGCAAUACAAUGAAUUUAGCUUCUUUUGGAAAUAUUGUCGUUUUUGCUUUGUUUAAGAUAAAGCAACUUAGUGGCCUGUUUAUGAUAUUAUGUCUUGGAAUCAUUGACGAUUGGUAUGUGCAUCUCAACUCCAUGGAUUAAGUUUUAUAGGCUAUGCUUUGAUUUCAGGUAUGACUAGAAAGAUUAUCGCGAAUAAAACUCAUUCAAGUUAAUUUUUUUCUGGAUUGCUGUCUGUAUAAUUCUGUUAAACUAUUUUGUGUGACUUUCCUUCUGAUGCCCAUGUAAUAACUAAUCUAUCUUGAAUAACAGCAAUAUAACAUAUCUGUAUUGGUUAAACACAAAUAAUAGUCUAGUUCAAAGAAUUUUGUGUAGAUGGCUUUAAUAUGUAAGUUUUAUCUGCCACAGAUUAAUCUCAAGUGAGGUAUCAUUGAAAACCAGGAAUCACUGGAGAGGUGUUUCGUCCCACUAUGUGACUCUUCAACAAUGUAUAUCCACAACCCCACAAGGGAUUGCACAAACGAUAAAUAUAACUCGUAGGUCAAACUGAUUUGCACAAGCUUAACUGAACUAAAAUAGUUAGCUCACUAGUUACUUCACUUAAAACGCUUUUAAAAUUCCAUUGAGAAAUAGUGACUGAUGGAGUUCAAGUAUAUCGUGA
Molecule: messenger RNA, 1717 nt
Organism: Schistosoma mattheei
Lineage: Eukaryota; Metazoa; Platyhelminthes; Trematoda; Strigeidida; Schistosomatidae
Source: the annotation of a GenBank genome assembly